Molecule: messenger RNA, 1583 nt
Organism: Trichoderma harzianum CBS 226.95
Lineage: Eukaryota; Fungi; Ascomycota; Sordariomycetes; Hypocreales; Hypocreaceae
Exons: 1
Coding region: 375-1388 (337 amino acids)
Biological process (GO): nuclear mRNA surveillance; nuclear polyadenylation-dependent mRNA catabolic process; nuclear polyadenylation-dependent rRNA catabolic process
Cellular component (GO): cytoplasmic exosome (RNase complex); nuclear exosome (RNase complex)
Source: RefSeq, a predicted model, not a curated record
CGUCAGUUGGGUAUAUAUCGAACCACCGUCUCCAUACAUGACACCAAGUAAUCGGCAACGACGGCAUCGAUCGACAUCCCCGUCUUUGCAUCUCCGAAUUCCCAAGCAAUCUCCAGCUGCCGGGAGACACAAGAUGGACACCUCCGUCAGCCUUGUGCUCCACCUCCGUUUCAUUGGCUGUAGAUUAUCCAAGCUCCCCCACCCGCAAGGCUGAGAGCUCAAGUUUUCUUUCUUUUUGGGCACGGCGGCGCAGAGAACAACUCCCGAAACACACGACACACUCGAUACGGCCCUUGAUCUGAUGUUGUAAUUCUGCAUCUGUCUUUCGAUUAUACCCAUCAGCCACGCCGAAGUCUUCCGAAAUCACCGUCAUCAUGGCACCCGAGGUGGGCCUGUCGCGCUCAACCUUUGCUAAGCUCUCUCCUCAUCCGUAUCUGCUCGCAAAUCUCGAACCAUCCGACGACUCUGUUCCACCUGCGCGAAGCAAUGGCCGAGCUCCUUUCGAGGUCCGGACACCCACAGUCAAUCUCUCCAGCUUAUCACAUGCCCACGGAAGUGCCCUGGUAAGGACAGGGGAUACAACCGUCAUUUGCGGAAUUCGGGGCGAAACAAUCCUGACAGACCACAUCCCCAACUUCCGCGCAUCCAAUACACAGACAGAAUUGGCCGAAUACGACUUGUUGGUUCCGAAUAUUGAACUGGCUACCGGAUCGGCGCCACAAUUUUUGCCCGGCGGUCCGCCCACAACCCUCGCCCAGACAUUGAGCACCAGAAUCUACUCCCUCCUACAUAGCUCCAAGCUGCUGCGCGCUGAAGAUUUGCGUAUAUGGCACAAACGACCGGCCGAAGCUCCGAUCCCGGUCGAUGAGGAGGAAGAGGGGGCUAAUGAGCAGCAAGAAGGAGAAGAGACCGUGGUGGCAUACUGGGUGCUGUAUAUCGAUCUCUUCUUCAUCUCCUUUGAUGGCAAUCCGUUUGAUGCAGCUUGGGCAGCAACCGUGGCUGCUCUCCGCGACACCAAGCUACCCCAAGCUCGCUACGAUCCAGACAGAGAGAUGAUAAUAUGCUCUAGGAAAGACCCAAGGCCUCUCACAGUGGAAACCAUGCCCAUUGCUUGUACAGCAGUCAUUUUCACAGGCAAAGAGACCAAAGACCAGGCUCCAGAUGGCAAAUUCUGGAUGUUGGCUGACCCAGAUACCCUGGAGGAAUCAUUAUGCAAUGAGACAGUUACGAUUGUCAUUGACUGCUCUGGUGGCUCAAAACGAAUUCUGUCCAUCUCGAAACACGGAGGCACAGUCAUGUCGGCGAAGCUACUUGGGUCGAAGGAGUUCCUCGACUGGGCAAGUAAGCGGUGGGAGGGUCUCGCAUCGGCAAUCACUGGCAGCCGAUGAAUCUGGAAUACCAUAGAAUACCAUAAUUGUUUAAGCAUCGAGAAGCCAUCUUUGUUUCGGGGGAUGUUCCAUUGGCUAGCUUAUACAAAGCGCCAACCAUAGUACUACUAGGAAACUUUGCACAUGGUACCAGACAGAUGGUACGGAAUAGGUAGAAUCAAGCUGUCAAGUACAAACAAAAAACUUCAUGGAUCA